AUGCGGGCUCCAUCUGCCGGUCCAGCAUCCAAACAUGCUUUCUUAUGUAACCACGCCUUUCGUGAACAUGAAACCUUUACUGAAAAUGGAGUAAAUUUAAAUAAAAAACUUUCUAUUAUUCUUCAGGGGGAAAUAGACCGCAGACGAUUUUCCAAUCCCACAUAUUACAAUGUCGGCGGGGUUUUGUCUAGCAACGAAUCAAUUGCCUUCUUCAAGGAUACUAUAUCCAAUCUUAAUUUUAAGGACAAGUAUGUCCCUCGAGGAGUCACGUACCACGAUUACUCAAUACUGAUGGAUCCGAAUCCAAUCAAAACAGCUUUGAACGUGUGCAAGGACUUGAUUGGACAUAGAGUGUACGCAGUGAUCGUUUCGCAUCCAUUGACCGGGGAGCUCUCGCCAGCGGCAGUUUCAUACACGAGCGGUUUCUAUCAUAUACCGGUUAUAGGAAUAUCGUCUCGGGAUUCCGCCUUCUCCGACAAGAACAUACACGUGUCAUUCCUACGGACAGUGCCGCCCUACUCGCAUCAGGCUGACGUCUGGGUCGAUGUUCUCAAACACUUCAAUUACAUGAAAGUAAUCGUCAUUCAUAGCUCUGAUACCGAUGGCAGAGCGAUUCUAGGGCGGUUUCAAACUACAUCUCAAAGUAUAGACGAAGACGUUGAUCGCAAAGUAGUUGUCGAGCAGGUGAUCGAGUUUGAACCGGGCUUGGACUCGUUUAGUGACAGACUAAUCGAUGUUAAAAGCGCCCAGGCUAGAGUAUUUCUGAUGUACGCAAGUAAGACCGAUGCGGAAAUAAUAUUCCGGGACGCCACGUACCUAAACAUGACGACGACCGGCUACGUUUGGAUGGUGACCGAGCAGGCACUGGACGCCGCCAACGCCCCUGAAGGACUCCUUGGAUUGCGUCUUGUGAACGCAACUAACGAACGUGCACAUAUACAGGAUUCCAUCUAUGUCCUGGCGUCGGCGAUACGUGAUAUGAACACGUCGGAGGAGAUCCACGCUCCGCCGUCUGACUGCGACAAUUCGGGGUCCAUUUGGACGACUGGGCGGCUGCUGUUCGACUACAUACGACGGCAGAGCCUGGAGAACGGCGCCACCGGCCACGUGGCCUUCGACGACCAUGGCGACAGGGUGCAUGCGGAGUACGACAUGGUCAACGUCCGCGCCCAGGGCGAGCACGUGGCCGUGGGGAAAUACUUCUACUCUAAGGAGCCACAGAAAAUGCGCCUAGAAUUGAAAGAGCAUGAAAUCAUUUGGAUGGGAAGAAGUUCAUCAAAGCCCGAGGGUUUUAUGAUACCGACUCAUCUCAAGGUUUUGACUAUUGAAGAAAAGCCAUUUGUGUACGCGCGUCGGGUAGAUGACGACAGUCUAUGUACUUCCGAGGAAAUACCUUGUCCGCAUUAUAACUCUAGCGAGGAAGCUGACCGCCUGUAUUGCUGCAAAGGCUUCUGCAUGGAUUUAUUACGCUAUCUGUCCAAGGCAAUCAAUUUCACAUACUCGCUCGCCCUCUCUCCGGACGGGCAGUUCGGGAAUUACAUCAUACGUAACUUCUCCGUGCCGGGAGCUAAGAAAGAGUGGACUGGACUCAUAGGUGAACUGGUUUACGAACGCGCCGACAUGAUCGUAGCUCCACUCACGAUUAAUCCCGAGCGGGCCGAGUUCAUCGAAUUCAGUAAACCUUUCAAAUAUCAGGGCAUAACCAUAUUGGAGAAGAAGCCUUCGCGUUCUUCGACAUUGGUAUCGUUCUUGCAACCGUUUUCUAACACGCUAUGGAUACUAGUGAUGGUUUCGGUACACGUGGUGGCGCUAGUGUUGUACCUGCUUGACAGGUUCUCGCCGUUCGGAAGAUUUAAAUUGGCCAACAUCGAUGGGACGGAGGAAGAUGCUCUGAACCUUUCCAGCGCAAUUUGGUUUGCUUGGGGCGUGCUACUGAACAGUGGUAUUGGAGAAGGAACACCCCGCAGCUUCUCAGCGCGUGUGCUCGGAAUGGUGUGGGCGGGAUUUGCCAUGAUCAUUGUCGCCUCGUACACCGCCAACCUGGCCGCCUUCCUCGUGCUCGAGCGACCGAAGACCAAAUUGACCGGGAUAAAUGACGCGAGAUUACGCAACACCAUGGAGAACCUGACUUGCGCAACGGUGAAGGGCUCUGCGGUGGACAUGUACUUCAGGCGGCAGGUGGAAUUAUCGAAUAUGUAUCGCACGAUGGAAGCCAACAACUACGACAACGCAGAGCAGGCCAUACAAGACGUGAAAAAUGGAAAACUGAUGGCAUUCAUCUGGGACUCCUCUCGGUUGGAGUUUGAGGCCGCUCAGGACUGCGAGCUCGUGACGGCGGGUGAGCUGUUCGGUCGAUCGGGCUACGGUGUUGGCCUCCAAAAGGGGUCCCCGUGGGCGGAUUUAGUUACACUCGCGAUUCUCGACUUUCAUGAAAGUGGAAUCAUGGAGUCUUUAGACAACCAAUGGAUACUUCGGAACAACAUGCUCAACUGCGAAGAGAACGAGAAAACUCCGAACACUCUGGGGCUUAAAAACAUGGCGGGAGUUUUCAUACUAGUUUUGGCGGGUAUCAUCGGCGGCAUAGUGCUGAUCGUCAUCGAGGUGGUUUACAAGCGUCACCAGAUACGGAAACAGAAGCGGAUGGAGAUAGCGCGCCACGCGGCCGACAGAUGGCGCGGCGCAGUCGAGAAGCGAAAAUCGCUGAGGGCCUCGAUACUGCCAUCGCAGCGGCGGGCGAAGUCGAACGGUGUGAAGGAAGCUGGAAGCAUCAGUUUGGCGGUGGACCGGGGAGCAAGGAGACGGGACGAGCCUCGUGUGCCAAGAUAUUUGCCGGCCUACACACCCGACGUGUCGCAUCUUGUUGUC
Molecule: messenger RNA, 2865 nt
Organism: Iphiclides podalirius (scarce swallowtail)
Lineage: Eukaryota; Metazoa; Arthropoda; Insecta; Lepidoptera; Papilionidae
Source: the annotation of a GenBank genome assembly